Messenger RNA from Trichomonas vaginalis G3, 1818 nucleotides. RefSeq names its product ankyrin repeat and SOCS box-containing protein 4 family. The record is from RefSeq and is a predicted model, not a curated record. The transcript has a single exon. Lineage: Eukaryota; Parabasalia; Trichomonadida; Trichomonadidae. Bases 1 to 1818 code for a protein of 605 amino acids. Gene Ontology annotation, molecular function: protein binding.
AUGUCCAAGGCAGAAAUUAACCAAACUCAUUAUGACAAAUUGAUGGAGAUUUUUGCAGGAUAUGAUGAUGUCUACAAUGCUUUGUACAGGCUGAAAACAAAUGACAAAGAAAAAUUAAACGCAUUAUACAAAAAAAUCAAACAAAACCUGAUUGACUCUUAUCAUAUUUCGCCUGGUGACAUUAUCAAUGAAAUAUCCCAACUUUCAAUUUAUAACAACCGCUACAUGAAGUCAUAUUUAGCAAUUGCCAAACAAAUUGUUGACGAAUACCAUCUAAAUCAUGUCAAUGAAAUCGACGCAGCUUUUGAUUAUCUUUUCUAUAAAGAAUACAACAUAAUAUUAUAUGAAAAGUGGGAAAAAAGUUUUAACGAUUUUGAAGAUUCUCAUUAUUCAUCUGAUAUUCACGACAAAAAUACAAUUUACAGAUCUAUUAUGGAUGAUGACAUAAAGUCAUUUAUAUUUUUUGCAGAAGGAGAAGGAUUUAAUGAAGAUCAAAAAAUAGUAAGUCUAUUAUAUCCAUUUCCAUUUGAUGGUAUUUCGUUACUUGAAUUAUGUUGUUAUCAUGGAUCUGUUGAUUGUUUUAAAAUCUUAGUAACAAAAUUUGAAUCAAAAAUCACUCCAAAUUGUCUUAGAUAUUCGUUUUUGAGUGGAAAUAAUGACAUUGUGUAUGAAUGCUUGAAAGUGCAAAAACCAGAUUUCGAAUGCAUGAAAUGUGCAAUUAUAUCACACAAUAUUGAUUUUGUCUCAUUUUUGAUGACUGAGUACAACAUAAACAUUAGUUUAACAUUGUGCUAUAUGUACAAUAAUCUUCAAUCAUUUUUAGUUUACUUGGAUCAAACAAAUGAUUUCAACACAUGUUUUCUUUAUUCCCCCUAUUUCCAUCUUUCAUCACUUUUAGAAUAUUUUAUUUCAAAUGGUGCAGAUAUCAAUGCUAAAGACGAAGAUGGAUCUACCCCUCUUCAUUCUGCAGCCGGUUGUAAUAGCAAAGAAGCUGCAGAAAUUCUUAUUUCAAAUGGUGCAGAUAUCAAUGCUAAAACUGAAGCCGGAUCUCCCCCUCUUCAUUUUGCAGCCAGUCGUAAUAGCAAAGAAAUUGUAGAAAUUCUUAUUUCAAAUGGUACAGAUGUCAAUGCUAAAAGAUCAGAUGGAUUUACCCCUCUUCAUCUAGCAUCAACUAAUAAUUACAAAGAAACUGCAGAAAUUCUUAUUUCAAAUGGUGCAGAUAUCAAUGCUAAAACUGAAGGUGGAAUUACCCCUCUUUAUCUAGCAUCCAUUAAUGGUAACAAAGAAAUUGCAGAAAUUCUUAUUUCAAAUGGUGUAGAUGUCAAUGCUAAAACGAAAUUUAGAUCUACCCCUCUUCAUCUAGCAUCCGGUAAGAAUAGCAAAGAACUUGCAGAAAUUCUUAUUUCAAAUGGUGCAGAUAUCAAUGCUAAAACUGAAGCCGGAUCUCCCCCUCUUCAUUUUGCAGCCAGUCGUAAUAGCAAAGAAAUUGUAGAAAUUCUUAUUUCAAAUGGUACAGAUGUCAAUGCUAAAAGAUCAGAUGGAUUUACCCCUCUUCAUCUAGCAUCAACUAAUAAUUACAAAGAAAUUGCAGAAAUUCUUAUUUCAAAUGGUGUAGAUGUCAAUGCUAAAACGAAAUUUAGAUCUACCCCUCUUCAUCUAGCAUCCGGUAAGAAUAGCAAAGAACUUGCAGAAAUUCUUAUUUCAAAUGAUGCAGAUGUCAAUGCUAAAGAUGAAGAUGGAUCUACCCCUCUUCAUUAUGCAUCCAUUAAUAAUUGCAAAGAAACUGCAGAAAUUCUUAAUUCAAACAAGACAAAAUAA